AUGAGCACCCGUGUGGGGGUGGUUGGACGCAUUCUGUGUAACUCAAAGGCGUGUACAAGGGCGUCAUUUAAAAAACAAACGCCCCUUCCCUUCCGCAUCAAGUACUCCUUUGUCUUGCCCCGCCUCCGCCUCCUCCCCUUUCAUGAAGUGAAGGCCGCGGGGCGGGGCGAGGCUGGCGGGGCGGGGGGGCUGCCUCCGCUGCCCAAGAGCCUGAGCGGGCUGCUGAAUUCUUCCUCCAGCGGCGGCCCGGGCGGAGCCGGAGGGCGCUGGCGGGACUUGGAGCGGCUCUACGCGCAGAAAUCUCGUAUCCAGGAUGAGCUGAGCCGGAGCGGAGGGGGCCGAGGGUCCCCGCGGACGCCCAAGCCCCCGAACCUGGAUGCGGCUUUGGCCCUCCUCCGAAAAGAGAUGGUUGGCCUCCGGCAGCUAGAUAUGUCACUACUGUGUCAACUGUACUCCCUUUAUGAAUCAAUUCAAGAAUAUAAAGGUGCCUGCCAAGCUGUGUCAAGUGCAGACUGUGCGUAUGCUCUGGAAAAUGGUUUUUUUGAUGAAGAGGAAGAAUAUUUCUAAGAAUGCAGUGCCACUGCCAGGAGCGGAGCGUGGAGGGAGCUUGUAGUCCUGAAAUCAUCGGUGUCUACUGGAACUUCGAAGUGCAUCCCUGCCUUGUAUUGGAGGAAACACACUCUGCAACCCAUUUAUUUCUGGCAUACUGUCAACCCAGGUUACACACUGUGCUAAUCCUGCUUUAGGAAAGCAACAUGCGACAAGCUUUGAAGUAUCCUCAAGUGUGUCUGCCAGGCCACAUUGGUCUAAUUUAUGCACUGGGUGUUUUCAACUUGAACAUGUUAGCAAGUGUCUUUUUAUAGCCACGACUUGGACUAUGCAAGAAAGCAAUUAACGUUUUGACAUGCAAAAUGGUAGUUAAUGUCACUACCUAGAGUGUGUAUGCAUCUGUAAUCAUAGUAAACAGGAAUCUUUGGCUUUAAAAAAAUCAUUGAACAUCCUGAACUAUGGAGGCAGCUCUGGUACAGUACUAGAUGGACCAUCUUAACACUGUCUCAGAUAUCCUGUAAAAGCUUCUUUAUCAUAUCUUUCUCUUCCAUUUUAAGGCUUACAUGUAUUAGUAAAUUUAACCUUUCCUUCCAGUGAUCCAAUUCAUUUUCCCUUUUGUUAACUGUCAGUGUACAUUUAACAAUGUAAGCCAAUAUAAUGGGACUUGUUUUUAACAGUUUGUAUAUUUUUUACUCCGAUACAAGUACACAGUCUGCCUCACAUUGUGUGGCUUAACGAGUUUACACAAGUAUCGUUUAGUUAACUUAUGCAAACUACACGGGUAGCAAAUGUGAAGAAAUACCGCACAAGUUCAUAUCAGCAGCAAUAUUUUGUAUUCAUUAAAUUGCCUGGAAGGAAAGCUGCGAACUUUUGUUUCUUACAGAUCAAAAAAACCUGUACAAAGAGUUUGUAGACUAUCAUAUAACAUUAUA
Molecule: messenger RNA, 1481 nt
Organism: Gekko japonicus
Lineage: Eukaryota; Metazoa; Chordata; Lepidosauria; Squamata; Gekkonidae
Gene: FAM89A
Product: family with sequence similarity 89 member A
Exons: 2
Coding region: 1-567 (188 amino acids)
Source: RefSeq, a predicted model, not a curated record